Molecule: messenger RNA, 972 nt
Organism: Durusdinium trenchii
Lineage: Eukaryota; Dinophyceae; Suessiales; Symbiodiniaceae
Source: the annotation of a GenBank genome assembly
AUGACCAUGAUGUGUCCAGUGCGAUUUCUGCGGAUGGACGAGCAACUCAGGGUUCAGCACCUCACUACCAUUACUGUCGUUAAUGGUCCUGGCUUGGUUUGGAUCAAUCCAUUCAAGUCCUACCACAUUACAAAGGCCGUCACCCUUGGUGUUCUAGACUACGUGAGGGUACGCGAUACCAUGGACGGUUCUGAACGCGCAGUGCGUGGCCCGAGGUUGUUUUUCCUGGGCCCGUAUGAGAAGCUAGAAGGUGCUGGUCAAGGGGUGAGCUUGACCAGCAUGCAGUAUGUCCUGAUACAGGACAAGCAGACAGGUGAGAGAAAGGUGCAGCGGGGCCCUUUGAUUUGGAUCCCUGGGCCCAGAGAAGAAGGAAAGGUCAUGAAUGGUGUCCGUCUCAACAGUACCGAGUAUGUGUCUGUCGAAGAUUCACUCACUGGAGCACGCAGGGUGGAGAAGGGCCCGUGCAUUUGGUUUCCAGGACCUUAUGAGGAAUGGGAGCAAGGAAGUGGAGUUUGGCUGAGCAGCACGGAGUUCGUUACGGUACAGAACACCCUAUCUGGUGACAAGAGAGUUGACAAGGGCCCAUGCGUGUGGUUUCCUGGCCCAUAUGACCAGUGGACGAAGGGUGCCAGCGCGAGUCUGACCUGCACCCAGUAUAUCACUGUUGUCAACAAGCUAACUGGAGCGUCAAGCAUGGUGAAAGGCCCUUGUAUUUGGUUUCCAGGGCCUUAUGACUCUGCCUCAGCUGUCAAAGAAGCCAUUGUACUGCAGGAUGACGAGUAUGUAAAACUCAAAGAUAUCUCCACUGGAACGCGAUGGGUUCAUAGGGGCAAAGGCUUGCUCUUUCUGGAGCCGACGUGGCGGAUCGAGAAUUCGAUGUCUUCCUCGGGGGUUCAGAAGUCUUGGGGUCUGCGUGGACGUGAAUUCUUCAGGCUGCAAGUCGCUCCGCAUUUGCGGGUGACCAAGAGCUAG